Molecule: messenger RNA, 1158 nt
Organism: Benincasa hispida (wax gourd)
Lineage: Eukaryota; Viridiplantae; Streptophyta; Magnoliopsida; Cucurbitales; Cucurbitaceae
Source: RefSeq, a predicted model, not a curated record
AUGGUUGAGGAGAACACACGUUUCAAAAUAAAGUCGGUCAUGCUCCAAAUGGUACAAAACACGGGGCAAUUUGGAGGUCUACAAGGUGAAGACCUGCAUGCCCAUCUGACUAGCUUUGUGGAAAUGUGCAGUACUUUCUCCAUCUCUGGCGUCACCCCAGAAGGAAUCAGACUUUACCUCUUCCCAUACACACUGAGGGAUGAGGCUAAUAUAUGGGCUCAUUCGUUGGAGCCAAACGAAAUAACAUCAUGGGACCAGUUGGUGGAAUGGUUCAUGAAGAAAUUCUUUCCUCCAACAGUCAACGCAAGAAGACGAAAGGAUGUGUUGAAUUUUGAGCAAAUGAAUAAUGAGACUCUGAGCACCACUUGGGUGCAUUUGAGAAGGUUGGUAAAAAAUUGUCUGCAUAUCGGGAUUCCUGAUUGCGUUCUGAUGAAAACAUUUUAUAACGGCCUGAAUAGAUCAACGCAAGUCGUUGCUGAUGCCUCUGUAGCGAGAGGAUUCAUGGAUAAGACCUACACAGAGGCCAAGGUCAUCCUUCAUCGCAUUUCACGAAACACGGAUGACUGUGUGGAUGACGGGUACGGGGGUAGAGGCUCCGAGAGAAGAAGAAACGAUAAUGCCAUUGUACCAUUGGAUACAAUGACAACUUUGGCCGCACAAAUGGCUGCGGUGACCUCUCUUCUACAAACGAUGGCACUUAAUCAAGGUGCCCUCUCUCAAAUUUCAGCGCAACCUAAUGCGCCGGCACAAGUGGCCGCAAUAAGUUGCGUCCAAUGUGGAGGGGGCCAUGCUAAUCACCCUAACUUCGGUUGGGGAGGGAAUCACAACCAAGGGGGGCCGAGUAACCAUCAGAGCAAUAAUUUCGAGAAUCGAGGAAAUUCUCCACCUUUUCAUCAGAAUCAGAAUCAGGGUCAUCAACCGCAACCUCAAAACCUACCGUCCUCCUCAAACACCUCUGCUAAUUCAUCAUCAUUGGAGUCCCUGCUGAAGCAGUAUAUUGAGAAAAACGAUGUAGUCAUGCAGUCGCAGGUGUCUUCAAUAAGGAACUUGGAGAUCCAAGUUGGGCAGCUGGCAACCGAGCUUCGCAAUAGAACACCGGGAACGCUGCCAAGUAAUUCAGAAGCCCCGGGAUCUCACGGGAAGGAACAAUGUCCUUGA